Messenger RNA from Aedes albopictus (Asian tiger mosquito), 7108 nucleotides. RefSeq lists its product as uncharacterized. The record is from RefSeq and is a predicted model, not a curated record. The transcript has 7 exons. The coding region runs from base 642 to 2054 and encodes 470 amino acids. Lineage: Eukaryota; Metazoa; Arthropoda; Insecta; Diptera; Culicidae.
CAAUAGCAUUCUUCAACAUUAAAAUGCUUGAUCGAUUUUUUAAACGCAAUAUCUGAGUCCGAGAUUCUUUUCAUCUCAAUGCAUUUUUGAACAGCAUAAAGCAAGUAAUAUGAUCAAUACUCCCAACCCUUAUUGGAUACCAAUUUUCUCGCACAACAAUCUUCGCCCAUUGCCUGUAAGGUAUAAAAGCUAUAGGAGGUGUGGUCGCGACGACGACAACGAAGCCGGUGGCAAGAUCAUCGAGCUGUGAAACCUGUGAAAUCUUGAAACCGGCUGACCAAACCAAAAAAUGUCCAAGCGAAAAUUUUUCCUGUUUCAUUGGCACUCGGAUGGACGGUGUUCGAUGGGAGAUUUUCAGUCUCACUUGAACUGCGAUUGUAACCGGUCGGCGGCGCGGCGCGAUUUAUUCCUGCAACUCCCACGGUUCGGACGGUUUGUCGACUGGGCGCGUUAUUUGGGAGGGAUAUUUAUACAUAUUUUUCGGAAUUCGCGGAUUUACGCUCGAUUCGAUGUGGAGAGUGCGUUUCGGUUUGAGUGAAACCGUGUGACAAUAUAGGGAAAUUUUCGCGUGAAGAAUAAGUGUUUUGAGAAGAUAUCAAACUUCUUUCAUUGAAGAAACCAACCAUACAGUGCCCAGCAAGAUGAAUUUGAUGUUCCGGAAGAACAUCCGUGAGGGCGGUGGAAGAUCUGGUGGCGGAGGAUCCAAGAGCAAGAUGAGCAACCGACACCAGCGGAAGGCACGGGAAAGCUACGGUGGAGCCGGUGCGGACGAGUAUCACUUUCGGACGCACAUCUUUUUCUCUCCAGCACACCUCAAGACGGAUAACGAAGAGCUUCGCUGCACUCCCAUCUCGGGUUUUCAGUUUCCCCCUCAAACACCACCCGUGAGUCUAGCCACCACCACCACCACCGCCAUCACCUCCGUCCCCACUGGCACCACCUCCUCGGCAGCUGCCCUAGUCCUGCCCAACGGUGUGAUAGUGGAUGCACCCAGCACCACCAUGCAACCACCCUUGACCACCGUCGACCACCUGAGGCUGAGACUGCCACCACCGACGGUGCCGUCCAGGGUCCGGUUGUCCCCCGGAAGGAAGCUCGAUCAUGCCGCUGCCGCUGCGACCGCUACCGCCAGGCAAGUCAGUUUCGGUGGUCAACCGGGCAGCGGUGGUUUCGUCAGUUCCCGAAGUGAGCCAAUCUCGCUGGCAACGCUCGACAAGGACUGCUUCAUCAUUCCGGUGCACAGUUUAGAUCGGUUUCUGCCGGCCGGAAUUCCCCUUCCCACUCCGGAAACGACAGACCCUUCCCAGUCCGGACCGCUCAGUGUACUGGAGGUUUCGGAUCCGAAGAUUUGCAUUCUGGCACACCUGAUGAGCCCACUGGAACCAAUCGACCCGCUGUUGGAAUCACCGCUGGCGCAUCCGCUAACGAAACAGCGGGCAGUUGCUUCGGAAUUGCUAAACGAGGUGCAACAGGGCAACAAUGCCGUCGGCGGGAUGCUGCUGGCCAAUAUGGAGCGGAGCUCAGCCGAAUUCCCCUUCAUCGCGUACUAUGUGAUAAACACCACCCAAACGGAUCCCACGAUGUUCUACACCGGUGUCCGGGGGGCUUCCCUGUCCAAGUUCGAACCGAAGAACACCCGCUACACGGCGGCCCACACCCUGGACCUGUACAGCGAAGUGGCUUCCAUCUGUCGGCCGCCGUUGGCGCUGGCCCCGAACGAAAUCGGUAGCGUCAAGAAGGGCCAAACGCCAACCACCGGCUACAUCAUCAGCGUUUAUAAGGUUUACGAGGGCGACGACGGCGAACGGUUCGAACGGAAUUGGCUCUACUGGACCGGUGCCAGGAUGAUUUACAGAUAUCUGCCAAAAACGGCCGGCUUGCGACGGAUCACCCUCCACAAGAGCGUAUCCUCCCGAGGAGACAAGAUGUAUCUGCUGAUUUGCGAAUGUGCCGAUCUGCUGAAGGACCUCUCGGCAGCCGCCCUGCUAAUACCGGCCCUCCGAGCGCGGCUCUGUGGCUACACCGGACUCUACCGGCCCAUACAGACCUUCUAGGACAAGUGAAACGAGUGAGCAGCGGUGCCAACAUCCUAAUAGCAGUUCCUUCCUCACAAGCAAGUCCUUCCUUAUAAUUAUGGCUGCUGCUGCUCCUCCCCCUCUCUUGAGCCUUUUCGAAGCUCUUGGUUUAACACAGUUACGGUAACCAAUUCGAAAGUUAAGUUGUAAAUUUUUGAUGGUUAAUCAAGUGAAUCGAGUUUAAACGUUCAUUUCCGGUGAGUUCUAAUUGAGAAGCAUUAGUUUUACGAUUAUAAUAAACGUUAGUAAUUGAUUCCGAUUUUAUAUAAAGUAAUAAGAUGUAGACCAACGCAUAGUCAGCGUGAAGAAUUAUUUUUAUAAAUUUGAUAAACUAAGAAAGAAUACGUUUCCAGAAGACGGUUGUGCAAAAAAAAGUUUCUAUAAUCCAUUAGUAAAUUCAAAUUCAUUGAAAUCGGUAAAGAAUAAGAACAUAGUCACGACUAUGAAUAUCAAAUUCGUGGGAAAAGAGAACAAAUUUUGCGGAAUGUGAGAGCGGAACUUCGUAUUCAUACCAACCGACACCGACGACUACGCCGUGUACAUACUUAUAAGCUUACAAUUUUUUAUCGACAGCCGGCAGUCAAAGCAAUAAGUUACCAGUAUUUACUAAACAUAGGACGAAGAAGAACGGGACAACAAAAAACACACAUAAAUUCAACAACUGCCAGACACAGCAGAGAACAGUCAUUUCUACGUACACCACCCCAUUCAUACAUGCGGGUGGAAGAAAAAAAACGCAAAACAAGCAAAAUCAGAUAUAUCUACACAACAAUGUAGAAUUUAGCAAAAAAAAAAGCGACGAGACUACUGCAGGAGGACAAACAUGGUUUCAUAUACGAUUAUACAACCAUCGAAUCGAACUAACUUUAUUUACACUCUUUCACACAACUCGCGAUGACCACGUACCCACCUCUAUACGAAGGCACACGUGCAACUAUGUUGCGCACAUACCUACCACACGUCGAACACAUCUUAAUCAAGUGUAGAAGACUAACAUACAAUGGACCUGUUCAAUUGAAAACGAACUAUAGCAAUGAUUAUGUUCACAUGCUGAUUAACACUGCUUAUAUCAACACGUAAAAUCUUAGACAACCAGUAAUCGUAAAAGAUGUUGCAUAGGAUGAUAAAGUGGAGGCCAUAUGCGUGCAUGCCUCCAUUUAGGUGCAUGUAAAAUGUGCGUAUAUCGCCUCUACUUUAACAUCUUAUGCAACAUCUUAUACGAUCACUGGUUGGCUGGGGUACCGAAAGGACAAAAACGUAGAAAUAUUGACUUGACAAGGCUAUAUCUCAAAAGUUACGAAUCAAAAUUCAUUUUGGCGAAGUUUGCAAACAAUUCGACCAUGUGUUGAUAGGUACAUGGCCGACAAUUGUCGGACGUCAUUAUCCUCUGCACUCUUCAAUGCUGUCUUCCACAGAAAAUUUGACGUUUACUGAGGUCCCCGUUUUCAAAUUUUCCGGAGGAAUUAGCCGAUCAACGACAAAUCAGGCGGUCACCGUGCGUCCGAUAUUCGAUAAAUUUCGGAAGUACAACUUACAGACCCGUCAUCUGUUUAUUGAUUUCAAGGCGGCGUACGAUUCAGUGAAGAGAAACGAGCUAUGGCAGAUAAUGAUCGAACAUGAUUUUCCGGCGAAGUUGAUUAGACUGAUUCGUGCGACGCUUGACGGAUCGAAAUCAAGUGUACGGGUUGCGCAUGAAAUUUCGUCAUCGUUCUUAACCUUAAACGGGCGAAUUUGUUUAUCUUUGUAUCCUAGUGACGUGCGAUAAUUAUGUUAGUCGCGAGGUGAGAAGACAAAUCACGGCUGCGAAUCGGGAAUUUUUCGGUCUUACAUGACCCUGAAUCGCGAACGUUGAGAGACGUUGAUCGGACGCAAAGUGCUGCGAAGAAUACUCGAUGGUUAAUAGGCUCCUAAAGUCCUAUCUGGAUUCUUGUUUUAAACCACAAUAUAUGGUACAAGAGUACAUAUUUACUCAUUUUUUGACGUUUUUAUUAACCGUAGUUGAAAACAUAUAAUUUUUAUUUUUUUAGUCUUUUGUCUCGUCCCUAGCUUAUAACACAUAGUUUGAGUGAUUUUUUUUUCACCGUGUAUGUCAGAUAGGAACAUUUUUGAAUUCCCAGUGCGAAAAAUGUCGAGCUCCGUCACACAAGGUUGACCUCAAGUGUCAAAGUAGAACUAUUUACCAUUUUACUUAUUUCGAUUUUUCUCAUUAUUCCUUUGUUUUUCAAGUUCGAGUAAAGUACAAUUCUGAUUAGAAUACCAUGCUUGAUCGUAUUAUUCAAUAUAAGCGAGAUUUCGUCUUUAAUUUUAGGACCCUAUUGGACAAUGGUAUCUGGCGGUGUUGUAUGAAUUUCGAAUUGCACCAAGUAUAUGAAAAGAUGGAUAUGUGGAAUGAUGCGAAUGAAACACGCUCUGUUGUGGACGGGCUCGUAUGCCGGGGGACCAAUAAGCUAAACCAGCAGAGAACCAGGAAAGGUUCGUCGGCUUCGUGGAAGGCCGCACACGUUGACGUUUUGUUGUUGAGGAGAUCCAAAGGACUGUAAGCGUUCAGGGUGACUGGAUGCGAUUGGCCUAGAAUGGCGACCAGUAGUAGGCUCAACGCUACGAACUAUGUAUAGCCCAUCGAGUAUCAAGAAAUCAUCAAUCCUACACUUUUCUGAAAAUUUUUAAUGAAAACCAAUUGGCAUUACAUGAAGCUCCUGUUUGGUUUACAAUCAUUCAAAUCCAUCAGCUCCAGUUUUUCGUCACAUACUGUUCCGCUUUGCACUCAGAUUGAGUAGCAUGCCUAUGUAGCAAGUUAUCUUAGAGCCUCGAUAAGAUAACAACAUAAGGUUUGGAACCAUUUGAAUAUCCCAACUAACAUUUUCAGCGCUAUAAGCUUCAGUCAUUUGCUUUCUGUUGUGUAACCAUCGAAUAAAAGCAGUCAACGCUGAAUAAAAGGGAAGCUAGUCAAAUAUAAAUCAUAAGCUAAUACAAAAACAAUCACCAUACAGCUACCAAACUCGGUGUUUAGAAAUCCAUUGCUUGUCACUGGGGCUGCCUUCACUCCACUCUAUUCCAACUCCGGGAGAUUUCCCGGAAGAUGUGAAAACUUGAACAAAUCGAAUAGGAGUCCCCACUAACAAAACAGCUGCUACCAUACAGUACAAUUCGUUAUACUAACAAAUCCCCAAACCAGCAGCGCUUUAAAGGCCGUUAUGCGAUUUCAUUACAGCUAGAAUUUGUAAUAAAGAAACUGUUAGUUUACCAACACGGCUUAUCGGAUGUAAACAUUAUUGUCAAAUCAAACUUCAAGUGGGAUACAUAGCUACUACACGGUGUGGCUUCGUGGUCGUGCGGCUAAGGUCACCAUGCUUUUAGUCGCAUCGUGCUAAGAAGCGCGGGUUCGAUUCCCGCCGCAGCUGUCAGGAAAAGUUUUCGGCUGUGCCACUGGGCGUUGCAUGCUAGUCCGUUGUCUAGUGUCGUGUUCCUUCAAAGAGCAAAUAGCUCACUGGAAGCAUUAAACGUGUCCGUGUCUUUUACACAAAUUAUUUACAGCUUUCCAUCUCUGUGCUGUGAAAUUAUUUGGGUUAUUUUUAUUGCACUUUAAUUCAAUGCCGGAAGAUUUGCCGGAAGAUGUGCAAAUCGAGUAAGAGUCCCAGCCACUACUACAGCUGCUUUUAUACAGUACGUUUUGUAAUGUUGCCAAAACACAAAACAGCAGCGCUUUGUAGCCGUUUAAAGAACACUCUUCCAACUAGAAGCUGUGAAGAAGGAUCUGUUGGCGCAACCACACAGCUUGUUCAAUGUAAACAUUAUUGCGUUUGACGUUUCACAAGAUUUUGCAGCAAGAUGAAGUUGGGUAAGGUUUCUUGUGGCAAAAUUAUGAAGCCUUGUCUGGAGUAAAACAAAACGGGCUAUUUUCUAUGCUAUUUAUAUACAGGGUGUUAGGUUCGUGAGUGCAAACUUUUUAAAGGGUGAUAGAGGACCAUAAAUGGUGAAAAAAAUUGUUCUACGCAUAUGGUCAAAUCUCAACCGUUACGUAGUUAUUGAACUUCCCAUGUUUUUGACUCUUAUUGCCUUAACUGGCUAUAACUUGAAAAUGGUCAAACUUAUUGCAGUUUUUUUACCCUUAUUCGAAAGAUUAUUGAAUUUUCUAUCAAAUGGCAUCUUUGAACCGAUUGGUUUAGUUAAAUAACUAUGUUUUCUAGAGCAAAUAGCUAAAAAGUAGUGUGUUUUAAUUUGUUUUUGUCAAUUAUCUUUGAAAAAUGCGUAAUAAUUUGAAAUUCUUUCUUAGGCAAAGUUGUGGCCCCUGUUCCACUCUACAAUUAAUUCUUUGACAUCAAACUUCUAGCUCUUAUCGUUUUCUUGCAAUUUCGAUUUAAACAUCGUAUUUCAGAUCAUAAAUUUGCAACUGUCAUGGUAAGCACUUUUUUGCGCACUGUGCCGUACAUUUAAAUCAAAAUUGCAAGAAAACGAUAAGAGCUAGAAGUUUGGUAUCAAAGAACGAAUUGUAGAGUGAAACACGGGCCAGAACUUUGCCAAAGAAAGAAUUUUAAUUUAUUACGCAUGUUUCAAAGAUAAUUGACAAAAUCAAAUCAAAACACACUAUUCUUAGCUAUUUUGCUCUAGAAAUCUUAGUUAUUUAACUAAACCAUUCAAUACAAAGAUGCCAUUUGAUAGAAAAUUCAAUAAUCUUACGAAUAAGGGUAAAAAAACUUGAAAAGUUUGACCAUUUUCAAGUUAUAGCCAGUUAAGGCAAUAAGAGUCAAAAACAUGGGAAGUUCAAUAACUACGUUACGGUUGAGAUUUUAUCAUAUGCGUAGAACAAUUUUUUUCACCAUUUAUGGUCCUCUAUCACCCUUUAAAAAGUUUGCACUCAUGAACCUAACACCCUGUAUAGCAGUGUGGCAGCGAGGACAUCAUUGGGAGCAGUAGAUACGGAGAUCGGGAGUUCGAUUCCAAGCAGCGGCAAGUACUUUAAUCAUUCAAUUAUAAAAGCGAUAGUUCCAGUUCCACGUGUAUUGCGUCACGGUAUCCAUAAGGGUCUGUCCAUA